This is a messenger RNA of Fulvia fulva, 1146 nucleotides long. RefSeq names its product Peptidyl-prolyl cis-trans isomerase H. Gene Ontology annotation, biological process: protein peptidyl-prolyl isomerization; protein folding. The coding region runs from base 1 to 1146 and encodes 381 amino acids. The transcript has 3 exons. Gene Ontology annotation, molecular function: peptidyl-prolyl cis-trans isomerase activity. NCBI's taxonomy places the organism in Eukaryota, Fungi, Ascomycota, Dothideomycetes, Mycosphaerellales, Mycosphaerellaceae. The record is from RefSeq and is a predicted model, not a curated record.
AUGACCACUAACAGGCCGAGAGUCUUUCUAGACGUCAGUAUUGGCCAGGAACCUGCUGGUCGCUUGACAAUCGAGCUCUUCGCAGACAAGGCGCCCAAGACGUGCGAGAACUUUCGGCAAUUGUGCACUGGCGAACACGAUGGGUUGUCGUACGCCCGAGUACCCUUCCACCGGGUGAUCGACGAGUUCAUGGUGCAGGGCGGGGACAUUGAGAAAGGUGAUGGAACCGGCACCAAGAGUGUCUAUGGAGGGGAGUUCGAAGAUGAGAAUCUAGACUGGCGGGAGAUGGAUGCGGCGGGCUUGGUGUGCUCGGCGAAUCGUGGGAAGGAUACCAAUGGGAGCCAGUUCUUCUUGACCUUGGAACCUUGUCCGCACUUGAAUGGGAAGCACACGAUCUUUGGACGAUUGGUUUCUGGGGAGGAUACGCUGGCACGAGUUGCGAAGGUGCCUGUGGAUAAGAAUGAUCGGCCGGUAGAGCCGGUGCUGGUCUCGAAGUGCGGCGAGCUCGAGAGGAAGACGAAAGCGAAGCGCCAUUCGCAGCAAGAGAGUGUUGCGCCAGUACACCAUGACGAUCGAGGUCGACGAAGAAAGAGCGACCAAGACGCGAUCUCAGAAAACGAAAUGGACGCCAGCCCUCCACCCGAGAAGCCACGAAAGACCCGACGCCAAAGCGACAACGUGAUCGACGAGGGAAAGCGAGGUCGCCCACGACUACGCUCCGCCUCUCGGUCCCCAUCCCAACCCAUCGAGGAAGAACUGGAAGAUGCCUCCGAUCACUCCCCUGCGAAGAUGCACAAACGUAAGAGAAGUCCAUCUCCCAGCAGACACCUUGAUCGGCGCGACGAGGAGGCAACGUUCGAAAGACGGAGGAGAAGUCUGCCGAAUCAGUACAAGGAUCAUCAAGAUCGGAGAAAUGCGGAUGAGGAUCGAUAUAGGCCGAGUCCGAGGAGGGACGGGCAUAACUAUUCUGGGAGACAACGUGGGAAUGAUCGGUAUCGUCCUGGGAGGGAUCGGUAUGAUGAUCACGGGAGGCUUGGAGAUGAUGGAAGGACGGGAGGUGGUCAUGAGAAUGAUCACCAUCAUGCUCCGCCUGUGAAGUUCAAGGGGAGGGGAUCGAUGAAGUAUCGCGAGCCGGGGAGGCUUUGA